Molecule: messenger RNA, 1639 nt
Organism: Monascus purpureus
Lineage: Eukaryota; Fungi; Ascomycota; Eurotiomycetes; Eurotiales; Aspergillaceae
Source: the annotation of a GenBank genome assembly
CGUUGCUAUUUUUGGUCUGUCAGAAGCUACCGCGGACCUCCGCGCUUACAGAAUAUCAUACGCCCGUCUGCCACUGUCUUUGACCUUUCUCCGUUACCUCACGAGAGCUGAGGUUCUUUCAGCACGUACCUCGCACGUACGUAUUGUUCUCCCGUCUUUGCUGCUCUGGCUGUGGUGUGGCAAGUCUCAAAGUCAAUUCGACCUUCGAUACGAUCCGGGAAGUUAAAUACCAAUCACCAUGUCUGGAAUCAAGACGGUUGCAUAUUUCGUGAACUGGGCGAUCUACGGCCGCAAUCACAACCCCCAAGACCUACCAGCAGACAAACUAACUCACAUUCUGUACUCGUUUGCGAAUGUUCGACCGGAAAGUGGCGAAGUGUACCUUACGGACUCGUGGUCUGAUGUGGAGAAACACUACCCGACCGACUCGUGGAAUGAUACCGGCACCAAUGUCUACGGCUGCGUCAAGCAGCUGUUCCUGCUGAAGAAGCAGAAUAGGAAGCUGAAGGUCCUCCUCUCCAUCGGCGGCUGGACGUACUCUUCCAAUUUUGCUCAGCCGGCGAGCUCACAUGCUGGUCGUCUCAGGUUUGCCGAGUCGGCCACACGGCUGGUCUUGGAUUUGGGGUUUGAUGGAAUUGAUAUUGAUUGGGAAUAUCCUAAGGACGAUCACGAAGCAUACAACUUCGUCUUACUCCUUUAUGAAUGCCGAGUGGCACUUGACAGGGCGGCUGGCCCGAACCGCAGGUUCUUGUUAACGAUUGCCUGUCCUGCCGGUCCCAGCAAUUACACUAAACUCAGACUCACCCAAAUGACCCCGUACCUGGACUUCUACAACCUGAUGGGCUACGACUAUGCGGGCAGCUGGGACUCCACCGCUGGCCACCAAGCAAACAUUGCUCCGUCACGAUCAAACCCGGCCUCAACUCCUUUUUCUACGCUCGCGGCCGUGCAACACUAUACCCAAGUUGGUGGGGUGCCACCCUCAAAGAUUGUUCUGGGAAUGCCCCUUUACGGACGCGCAUUUACAGACACCAAGGGUCCAGGAAAACCCUUCAGUGGCACCGGGGAAGGAAGUUGGGAGCAAGGCGUGUGGGACUACAAGGCCCUCCCAAAGCCUGGUGCAACAGAGAUUUUUGAUUCGGAGUCCGGAUCAUCGUGGUCGUAUGACAAGAAGUCGCGCACGAUGAUAUCCUACGAUACUGUGCGGAUGGUGGAAGUCAAAGCACAUUUCGUUCGGAGCAAUCAUCUGGGCGGGGGUAUGUGGUGGGAGAGUAGUGGUGAUAAAGGCGGAAGGGGUGCGAACAAAGCAGAUGGGAGUCUCAUUGGAACAUUCGUCGAAGGGGUAGGCGGAGUAUCUGCUCUGGAUCAAUCGUGGAAUAAUCUUUCGUUCCCGGAGAGCAAGUAUGAUAAUCUGCGAGCCGGCAUGCCUUGAGUAUUCAUAUGUACUUUUUUUUUUUCUACGCAGGUUGAAGGUUUUCCCUUUCCGUUUUGGUGCUCACCCCGCUCCCUGAGCAUGGGAUAAGUGCUGACCUGGCAAGUAAGUAAUAUGUAGCCUCAAUAAAAUGAGCCUAUCCCUAUGGGUCUCAACCACAAUAUUUGUUUCAGUUCCCACCUGAAUGAAAGACCAGUUGAGUGUUGG